Gossypium raimondii (Peruvian cotton) is the source of this 2101-nucleotide messenger RNA. Its product is annotated as heat shock factor protein HSF8. The transcript is spliced from 2 exons. Gene Ontology annotation, molecular function: RNA polymerase II cis-regulatory region sequence-specific DNA binding; DNA-binding transcription factor activity. Lineage: Eukaryota; Viridiplantae; Streptophyta; Magnoliopsida; Malvales; Malvaceae. Gene Ontology annotation, cellular component: nucleus. The coding region runs from base 344 to 1879 and encodes 511 amino acids. The record is from RefSeq and is a predicted model, not a curated record. Gene Ontology annotation, biological process: regulation of transcription by RNA polymerase II.
AACAAAUUACAAUAAAACUGAAAAUGGGGGAGCGAAUUUCGACGUCAGCUUCCCCUGAAAAGCCGAAUCACGAAAAGAAAAGCGCCUCCCGCAGGCGUCCCUUUCCCUUUUAACGCCGCUCUCUCUUUCGGCCGUUAAGCCGCCCGUUGUCUGUUUCUAAGUUCCUUCCUCUCUAUUUUCUUCUCAUAUCAAUCCUCUUUUAUAUUUCAAAUUUCACAAAUAUCUAAUGCCGCAAAUUAACCCUGCCUCUAAACCCUAGAGUCCCCCCCUUUUUCACUUCUCGGUUUUAUUUUAUACUUUAAUUAUUAUUAUUAUUAUUAUUUCUUUGAUUUUGUGACGUGGAAUGGAUGGAGUGAGUAGCAGUAGCAACAACCAAACCGAUGCAUCGACGAGCGGCGGAGGAACCCAAACAGCAACACAACCUCUGCCAAUGCCCCAGCCAGUGGCGGGGCAUAGUGCAAACGGGCCACCGCCUUUCCUUAGCAAGACUUACGAUAUGGUAGAUGAUCCUGCCACCGAUGCCAUCGUUUCUUGGAGCCCAACCAACAAUAGCUUUGUUGUUUGGAACCCGCCGGAGUUCGCUCGGGAUCUUUUGCCCAAGUAUUUUAAGCACAACAACUUCUCGAGCUUUGUCAGGCAACUAAACACCUAUGGUUUCCGAAAGGUUGAUCCAGACCGCUGGGAAUUUGCAAAUGAGGGGUUUUUAAGAGGUCAGAAACACCUUCUUCGGAACAUUAGCCGUCGAAAGCCUGCCCAUGGCCAUGGACAUCAACAGACACAACAACCACAUGGACAGAGUUCAUCUAUGGGUGCCUGUGUUGAGGUUGGGAAAUUUGGGCUUGAGGAAGAGGUUGAGAGGCUCAAGAGAGAUAAAAAUGUCCUUAUGCAGGAACUUGUUAGGUUAAGGCAGCAGCAACAGACUACUGAUAACCAGCUGCAGAACAUGGUGCAACGUCUUCAGGGGAUGGAGCAGCGGCAGCAGCAGAUGAUGUCAUUCCUGGCCAAGGCUGUGCAGAACCCCAGCUUUUUUGCUCAAUUUGUGCAUCAGCAAAAUGAGAGCAAUAGGCGCAUAAGUGAAACCAACAAGAAAAGGAGGCUAAAGCAGGAUGGCAUCAUUGGUGAAGACCAUUCAACUGCCUCUGAUGGGCAGAUUGUUAAAUAUCAACCUUUGAUGAAUGACGCAAAAGCAAUGCUCAUGCAGAUGAUGAAAGGGGAUGCUUCACCCAGACUAGACUCCUUUAACAACAGUAAUGAACAUACCCUGAUAGGUGAUGGUUCAUUGUCAUCUAGUGGAUUGGAUGGUGGGAACAGUUCAAGCCGUGUAUCAGGGGUGACUCUUCAAGAGGUCUCGCCAACUUCAGGUAUCUCGGGGCAUUGCCCCUCAGCUGCCAUUUCUGAAAUACAAUCUUCCCCAUGUACAACAUCCUCUGAAAGGAUUACAACAGCAGAGCUUCCAGAUGUGAGUGCACUGAUUGGAGCAGAAAAACCACCAUCCGUGUCUGUUACACAGACAGAUAUAAUUAUGCCUGAUCUUAGUCAAAUAUCGGAAAUGGUCCCAGAAAGCAUUGUUGAUAUUCCUACUGAAAUGGGGAAUGAUGGAUUGAUUGAUCCCGAUACAUUGGCUGUAAAUGGUUUGUUAUCCAUAGAACUUGAUGACAUUGGUUCUGAUCCUGACAUAGAUGCCUUACUGGUUAACUCUCCUUUUUUUCAUGACCUUUUUCCAAGUCCAGUAUGUGAGGAAAUUGAGUCAACCUCAAUGGAGGGUAAAAGCAAGGAAAAUGAAGGGCAGGCGAUGGACGAUGGAUGGGACAAAUCUCAGCAUAUGGAUAAGCUCACGGAACAGAUGGGUCUUCUUAGAUCAGAAAACAAGGGGAUCUAAUCUUUUAUUUCCAUUUAUUUGAGGUGAACCUGAAAGUUGUAUUUUUUUGACUUUUAUUUUGGUCAUUGGAAAACGAGUAAUGUCUUCUUAUGUAUUCUGGUUUUGUUUUGGGUAUUGUUCCACCUAACUGGAAAUUUUCUUGCACUCCACCAUUUUGUGAGUUUGGUAUUGGUGGUGAACAUUGAUAUGAAGUGGUUCGGAGACGGUCAUAUGUUGCUCCUA